Molecule: messenger RNA, 2079 nt
Organism: Pocillopora damicornis (cauliflower coral)
Lineage: Eukaryota; Metazoa; Cnidaria; Anthozoa; Scleractinia; Pocilloporidae
Product: zinc transporter ZIP11
Biological process (GO): zinc ion transmembrane transport
Cellular component (GO): membrane
Molecular function (GO): zinc ion transmembrane transporter activity
Source: RefSeq, a predicted model, not a curated record
CCACCAACAUAGAAGUUUAAACUGUUAUUCUAGUGACCUUCGCGAAAUUCUUCGACCAUGUCCUUAUCUGACACGUGGACCUUCAAAAUUAGCAUACACCGACAGUGGUUUAUUUCUUAUGAACAGCCGCAGUCCAAUUUCAUUGAAAUUUUGAGAGUGCCGGGUCUUCAGUCAAAUAUCCCCAUUUUGGACAGCGAAGUAGUUUCUGAUGAUCCCAAACUCUAAUCCUGUCGUUCAGGCUCUUUUAGGGACGUUGUUUACAUGGGGAGUAACAGCUCUUGGAUCUGCUCUCGUCUUCGUUUUUAACAGCGGACAGAGAAAGGUUCUCGAUGCUAGCCUGGGAUUUGCCGCGGGGGUCAUGCUAGCAGCUUCAUAUUGGUCCUUAUUAGCCCCAGCCAUAGAAAUGGCAGAAACUUCAGGAAGUUAUGGAGAAGGUGGCAAGUUUGCCUUUGUUCCAGUAUCUAUAGGGUUCAUUCUUGGAGCAGUAUUUGUAUAUGGGGCAGACAAGCUUAUGCCACUUCUGGGUGUGGAAUCAUCUAAUUUUGCUGAGGCCCUUACUGGUGAUUUUCAGAAUGGUAAUGCAUGCAAAGAGAAGGAAUCAAAGGAUAACAUCCAUCACACAGAAAUCUCCAUCCACAACUUGUCACACAACAGAGAUACAUCACAGCUUACACAAAGAAAGAAGGAAUAUUUACAUGAUUCUUGUAAUAAAGACAUUGAUCAUGAAGGACAGAUAUCAAAAGAGCAAAAGGCCAGCUGGAGGAGAAUUUUAUUAUUGAUCAUAGCAAUUACUGUUCAUAAUAUUCCAGAGGGUCUGGCUGUUGGAGUAGGGUUUGGUGCCAUAGGAAAAACAGCUGCUGCAACCUUUGAAAAUGCAAGGAAUUUAGCAAUAGGCAUUGGAAUUCAGAACUUUCCAGAAGGACUGGCUGUUAGUCUCCCACUUCGAGGGGCAGGAUUUUCCUCAUGGAAGAGCUUUUGGUAUGGUCAGCUAAGUGGAAUGGUAGAACCAUUAGCUGGACUUUUUGGUGCUCUUGCAGUUGUGGUUGCUGAGCCCUUGUUGCCAUAUGCUUUGGCAUUUGCAGCUGGUGCAAUGGUGUAUGUUGUAGUUGAUGAUAUCAUACCAGAGGCCCAGACAAGUGGUAAUGGACGGUUAGCUUCAUGUACAACUAUUGUUGGUUUUGUAGUAAUGAUGUCUCUAGAUGUUGGGCUAGGAUAAGAAUAUUACUUGUGAAACCUUCCGUAGUGAAAUUAAUGUAUUUUAUUAGUUAACAAUCCUGACCAUAGAGUAGGCAUUUGGAACUGCAGAAUGCUUCCUUAAUUGUAGUUAAAGUGUUUUGUAGUUUAGAAAAACAAAACAAAACAAACAACAAACAAAAAAAUGGAGAAAAUAAUCAUCAGUGAUCAAGUGUUUAUCAAGAAUUUAUUUUUCACAUUCCAUGUUUAUCUUAAUAUUCCCUAAACAGAAUAAAGAGCUCCAAUCUAAGACAGUCAUUUACGCAAAAGACUUAAAGGAGACAUCACAUCAAGCUUGCAUCCAAGUGAUUUUUUGCAUAUAUUAAGUGUGAUAAAAGGCUUUUUUUAUUCCAUCACCUGAUAAGUGGCAGGAUAUUUUGCAGUUUCAUUUUGUUGUACUGGUGGUGCAGUAUACUUUGCCAAACAAAUGCAUCAAACUACAAUUUUUAGUGACUUGGAGUCUCAGCUCUCUAUUGAAAGAAAUACAGUCAAUUUAAUCACACCAACUCUUUACAAACAAAAAUUUUUGAUAAACAGUUAGUCGUACAUGUUGGAUGGAUAGUUUAUAAGAUGGUUUGUAAUGUUCUAUACUUUUUCUAGCUUGGGAAUAACAAAUUUGUGAAUGUUAAAGGUGGCUGCAGUUUCCAAAAGGCCAUUUUACAGUUGUGUUCUUAGUUGCCAAGCCUUUGAUUUGGAGUGAGGCUGAAGGUGACCUUGUUGUGAUGGAGACAAGUAUCUAGUUGGCAUGGUAACAAAGUAAUAGACCAUUUUUGAUAUGUUAAAAUUCUGACAUAGCUCUGAGAUAAGGGGGAAUGAAACAAAAGAAAUAAAUUAUUUGUCUCUCAA